Messenger RNA from Chaetomium strumarium, 734 nucleotides. RefSeq lists its product as uncharacterized. The record is from RefSeq and is a predicted model, not a curated record. The transcript has a single exon. Lineage: Eukaryota; Fungi; Ascomycota; Sordariomycetes; Sordariales; Chaetomiaceae. Bases 142 to 402 code for a protein of 86 amino acids.
GCACAUUUUAGCGCCAUUCUUACACCCCUGUCAAUGCGCCGCCCAGCCAGGCAAGUCCCGUGCCCAUCCCGAUCCAACGAUCCGUCGUCGACGACGGGAAGGGCAGCCUUCCAUUCGGACAGUACCUACCUUACCUAAGGUAUGUACGGGAAACUGAGAGCUUGGUGGCCAAUUCUUUCUCCUUUCUGUUGCCCGUCUUUUGGUAUCGCCGGUUGUAUGCAGGGUGGAUCACUACUAUCCAUUCAUGUCCACGCUCGACCACAAUCUCAGCAGUCUGAAGCCCUCAUCGGGCAUUUCAAAAUCCAGGUCCCAUCCCUUGGAAGCGGAAUGGAUCAUCCCGACUCCCGCCUGUCUGUUCGCCUUCUUGGAGAACCUGACGUAGUACUUCACUUGAAGUGUUGAACUUUUGUUCGGGUUUGCUGCAGACAAGUCCGUGGCUUCCCGUCGCACCGUGUAGGUACAACAUGGACAAGGGCGCGGUUUCCGUGGCCAUUCAACAGUGGUGAACCAUCGCCAACGCCUCGCCCGCGUUACCACUACCCAAAAAGGCACCUACACAAUAAUGCAUAUCCAAAAGUGGAAAUGUGUGAUCUUCGUGACGGACCUAGAAUGAUGUGCAUCCUUGACACCUAGCAGGCAGGAGCGAACUUUAGUCAAGCGCCUACUAUAAAUGUUUGCAAGACCCCGUUGCAGCACCGCGACAAAGAACCUACUUCGGGCUCGGCCACGGCACG